Molecule: messenger RNA, 565 nt
Organism: Lecanosticta acicola
Lineage: Eukaryota; Fungi; Ascomycota; Dothideomycetes; Mycosphaerellales; Mycosphaerellaceae
Source: the annotation of a GenBank genome assembly
AUGGCGACGAAGGAGUUCACCUACUCGGACGUGUCUGAGCAUACGUCGAAGAAGGACCUGUACCUUGUUAUCCACGAUAAGGUUUACAACACGAGUUCUUUUGUGGAUGAGCACCCGUCAGCAUUUUUCUUCUUCUCCUCCGGCGAGCUGGCUGGCUGGCUGGCUGGCCCUUGGGUUCGUACUGAUGAUUAUCUAGAGGCGGUGAGGAAGUCCUCCUCGAUGUCGGCGGACAAGAUGCCACCGAGGCAUUCGAAGACGUCGGACAUUCGGAUGAGGCGAGGGAGAUUCUGGAGGGGUUGCUGGUCGGGAAUCUGAAGAGACAGGUAAGAAGGAGAUGCGGCAGCCAAUCUUCCUCGAGCGGGCACAAUGCUAAUACGGGUUGGAUUUCCAGGAAGGUGACCCAGCCCCCAAGACCGCGACCCAACAAGUCUCGGAGAUACGCAAGACUUCCUCUUCCUCCUCCGGCGGCGGGCUGGGUGUGGGUGUCUACGGGGUGAUUGUGGUCGGUGCUGCUCUUGCGUACUUUGCGUAUCAGUAUCUGCAGCAGCAGGGCCAGAAGUCGUAA